Nylanderia fulva is the source of this 1662-nucleotide messenger RNA. Lineage: Eukaryota; Metazoa; Arthropoda; Insecta; Hymenoptera; Formicidae. The record is from RefSeq and is a predicted model, not a curated record.
AUGCAGAAACAAGAUUUUAAGCGUAAGACAACCGGCAACGAAGAAACUACACAGGAAAUAAAGUUGAAGCUACAAAUUCAAAAACAUGUACGGCCGAAAGUGUUCUACAAUAAAAAAUUCUCGGUUCCUUUGAGGAAAAAACGGAAAAAUGAAUAUGACGCUGAUGAAGAAGCUAGAUUAGAAAAAAUAGUUUUUGGUGAUCCAAGUGAUGUCAUAAAUAAUUUAUUGGAUGAGCAAUCUGUGACAGAAGUACUAAAUGAACCCAUUGAUACUGACAAUCAAAAAGUAAUAAAAGAUGAAAAUAAUUCAGAUCAAGAUAUCUUAGCUUUUAAUAAUGGGGAAAGUGUUAAACUGAAAGAAAAGACAGCAGCAUGGAUAGACGAUGACGAUUACAAUUAUACCGUGAAUAAAGUUCAAAGUAUACAGAAUCGUAAAUUGCCAAUCAAAAGCUCAGAAAAAUUGUAUACAACAUAUUUGGAGAAUAGAUACAAACAGUUUGUGGGAACUCCAAAAUGGGCUGAAUUUGAGAAAAAAGAUAAAGCUGAUAACUCGGAUAAUGAUAUCUUGAAGCAUAGUUGCCAUUUGGAGCCACCAAAUGUAAAGAAUUUGCCGAAAAAUAUUAUUGACAUCAAAACACUCAAAGCUUUGAAUAAAAGUACUCAUACAGAAGGUCCUAUUGUCACAAGUGUAGAGUUUCAUCCGUCGUCCACUGUAGCUUUGGUUGCGGGUACAUCAGGUAUUUUGUCACUAUUUCAGGUAGAUGGUCAUACAAAUAAUAAAUUGCAUAGCAUGCAAUUUAAAAAAUAUCCGAUUAGCAAAGCAACAUUCAUGAAAAAUGGAACGGAAAUCUUGCUUGGUUCCCAACAUUACCCAUAUUGUUACACUUAUGAUUUAAUGAAUGGUAAAACGUAUAAAUUACCUUUACCAUAUGGAAUUACGAAUAUGAAGCGUUACGAAGUAUCUCCUGAUGGCAGUUUAAUAGCAUUGUGUGGAAGACGGGAUGAAAUAUAUUUAUUACAUAAUUCUACUAAAGAACUUAUCAGUACGCUCAAAAUGAAUUCGAAAUGUAGGACAUUAACAUUUACUCCAGAUAGUAAAACACUUAUUACACAUGGCAAUGGCAGUGAAAUGUAUGUGUGGGAUUUAAAUACACGUACAUGUGUUAAUCGUGCUACAGAUGACGGAUGUAUAUGUUGCAUGUCGCUCGCUAUAUCCCCGAACGGUCAGUUUAUAGCUACAGGUAGUGCUCAAGGUGUGGUUAAUCUUUACGACACACAAACUGUAUUACAGCACCAAAGCCCCAAGCCUUUAAAAAUAGUUAUGAAUCUUGUAACUAGUGUAACAAAUUUGAAAUUUAAUUCGACAUCAGAAAUAUUGAGUGCGGCAUCGGUUGAAAAGUAUAAUGCAUUUAAAAUGGUGCAUAUACCCUCAUUUACCGUAUUUUCGAACUUUCCGACGUUUCAAACUAAUAUAGGUAUGCCUCAAAUGAUUAAUUUUUCUCCUGGCAGUGGUUACCUCAGCAUUUCUAACAGAACAGGUUCUGCUUUACUAUAUAGAUUAAGACAUUACGGAAAUUAUUGAUUUUAAAAAUCUGCACAUAUAACAAAAUUUUUCUAAUGUUUUAUAAAAUAUAAUGAAGAAUAAAUAACCUAUUGACAUUAA